CGUUGCAUUGCCUUGUUCAUCAAUUGUGGGUCUCUUGACGACCAUCGCAGAGGCAGUCUUACUCCCCGUGUGACAUGUAGAUGUUACACUUUGCCCAUCUGAGAUGCACGAGGGGUUAGAGGAUGUCAAAUCCCGCCUUUGCGUGAUCUCGUUGACCCCUCUAGGGAACACCUGAGCCUAGCUGGCAAUAUGGAGAACCGCUGUACAGCCGAGCGGGGAGUAUUGCUGUAUGACCGUGAUCUUUGUCCUCGGUGUGUUAUAUAGGAACCAAGAGAGUAUAAAAUGAUGGGCAAGAUGGGAGUACCACUGCCAGCAUCGCAUUUCGAUCUCGAGGGCCGGUGCCACCAUGCGUGCUAUACCGGGGAUUGCACUGGCUUGGCUCUGCCUAUCGGCCACCAUCAAGGCUCAUUCAAUUUAUCUUCCCCAUGCAGACCUCGGGUACGCUAUCCAUCGAGCAACGGGAUACAAUGCCGCCGGUGACUACUACAACUUCAGCAACAUCCGCUACGCAUCACCUCCUACGGGAGACAAUCGAUUCCGGAUCCCUCAGUCACCAUUGACAGACCGCACGGUAAUUCAAGACGGCACAGAUGCUAGAGUCUGCCCACAAGCAUCUCCAAUGUGGGACACGGCCAUCGCGCGGGAUUUCGUCGACCAUUACUUAAAAGGGAUUCCAUUCAACCGAUCGACAGAUGUCCUCGACUACCCAUACGACCCCGAGCCGCGAGACCCGCGAGAAACGGAAGACUGCCUCUUUCUCGAUAUACUUGUCCCCGCACGCAUCAUGCUCAGAGCGUCCGAUCCCAACCGCGGCCCCCGAGUGCCUGUCAUUGUCUGGUUCCAUGGCGGUGCGUUCACCACCGGUGACAAAAGCCAGUUCACCGGUGCCCGUGGGCUGAUUCAGCGGAGUAUGGCAUUCGGAGACGGAGUCGUCUUCGUCUCCGUCAACUACCGCCUGGGGGCCUUUGGCUGGCUGAGCGGCCCCGAACUCCGCGAAUCCGGCAACGCCAAUGCUGGGCUCAUGGACCAACGCAUGGCCCUCCUUUGGGUGAAACAAUACAUUCACUUUUUCGGUGGCGAUGACUCCAAAGUAACGGUGAUGGGCGAAUCCGCCGGAGCGGCGUCUAUCAUGCAUCACAUCACCGCUUUUGCUCGCGGGGAAGAGCUAUUCCAGCGCGCCAUUUUGCAAAGUCCAGCCUUUCUUCCCGUCCCUGAUUUCGCGCAACAGGAUUUGACCUUCCGCCAGUUCCAGAGUCUACUCAACGUCAGCUCGUUGGAUCAAGCCCGGAAUUUGUCCUCGCAGGCACUCAUUGCCGCGAAUGCAUACCAAGUGGCGAGAUAUUCGGUCUACGGAUCGUACAUCUAUGGUCCGACCGUCGACGGGAAUCUGAUCUCCGCCUUACCGGGGGAACUCAUCCUCCAGAGGGAGCGCAUGUGGUAUAUAAAUGUUAUGCACGGUCGCAACGCGAAUGAAGGGUUACGCGCGACCACCCCCGAUGCUAUCCAUGAGGAUGUUUAUCGUCGGGAUCUCCGGCGGACCUUUCCGCAGAUCCAGCCCGCCACUAUCGAUCAUCUUUUACGGCAACUGUAUCCGCCUAUCUACAAUGGGAGUCGGGGAUAUCGCGAUGCGGUGGGCCGCGCCUCGUCCGUUACCGCGGAUUACGGAUACCAAUGUAAUAACUACUACCUGAACGAGGCGUAUCGGGGUAGCACCUAUGCGUAUCUCUUUGAUGUGUCUCCGGGAUUGCAUGAGGACGACUUGCAAUAUACCUUCUACGAUGGGGAUCCCUCAAAGAGCGUAAACGCCACGGUUGCAUGGGCCCUCCAGGACUAUAUAACGAGCUUCGCGAUGAAUGGCGUGCCGCAGUCGAAGAUCGGGCCGGAGUUCAAGCGUUAUGGGCCGAACAGGACGAUGCUGGAUCUGGGAGAGACUGGGAUCACGGAGAUCCGGGAUCCGACGGACCAGGAGAGGUGCCGAUGGUGGCAGCUGGGGUUCUAUUAUUGAGGGUUGACUUGUUAUCUUGACAUGUCAUGGGAUUGUCCUUGCCAAUGCAGCGAUCACCGCGAUCACCGAGUAGGUUCGGAUUUAUUGAAAUGCAAUUUCUCGUACAAUGCUACUACAAUACAAUAUCAAGGGC
Molecule: messenger RNA, 2138 nt
Organism: Aspergillus ibericus CBS 121593
Lineage: Eukaryota; Fungi; Ascomycota; Eurotiomycetes; Eurotiales; Aspergillaceae
Product: alpha/beta-hydrolase
Exons: 3
Coding region: 347-2005 (552 amino acids)
Source: RefSeq, a predicted model, not a curated record